Molecule: messenger RNA, 303 nt
Organism: Cooperia oncophora
Lineage: Eukaryota; Metazoa; Nematoda; Chromadorea; Rhabditida; Trichostrongylidae
Source: the annotation of a GenBank genome assembly
AUGACCACAAUUCGACCUUUCGAUGUGAUGGAUAUGUUGAAGUUCAACAAUGUGAACUUGGAUAGUAUGACUGAAACGUAUGGAUUCAAUUUCUACCUGUACUAUCUUGUCAACUGGCCCGAGUACUACCAAGUAGCCGAGCACCCGAAUGGGCAAAUUAUGGGAUAUAUAAUGGGUAAAGCCGAAGGACGAGAUGAGAAUUGGCAUGGUCACGUCACGGCACUGUCAGUAGCACCAGAUUAUCGUCGCCUUGGGCUUGGUGCUCGCAUGAUGCAUACGCUUGAGCAUAUUUCAGAAAUGUAA